Messenger RNA from Lactuca sativa (garden lettuce), 462 nucleotides. RefSeq lists its product as uncharacterized. NCBI's taxonomy places the organism in Eukaryota, Viridiplantae, Streptophyta, Magnoliopsida, Asterales, Asteraceae. The record is from RefSeq and is a predicted model, not a curated record.
AUGAGGCUUCAGUUCAGUUGUCCAAACAAUGAUUUCGAAGAUACAAAAUCAUUUGUUGAUUGGAUUCUUAAAAUUGGUAAAGGUACUAUCGAUGGUCCUAAUGAUGGUGAAGUUGAAGUUGAAUUUCCAGAAGAUGUGAUCGUUCCCUCUACGGGUGACCAUAUUCAUUCAAUUGUAUCCUGCAUUUAUUCAUCUUUUCAGAACCAUCUCGAUGAUCCAUCGUAUUUUCAAGAUAAAGCUAUUUUUGUCCCUACCAAUGAAGAAGUUGAUGCUAUCAACAACUACAUGUUAGAAUUGAUGAAAGAUGAAGGGAAAACAUAUCUGAGUUCAGAUUCCUUAUGUGAGACCGAGGCAGAAGAUUCUUUUGAGGAAUCAGUAUACUCUGCGGAUGUGUUGAACGCUUUUAAGGCCUCCAGAAUUCCCAACAAUAAACUUAUACUAAAAAAAGGUGUCCCGGUUUGA